AUGGCGGCGAAGUCGUCUCGGUGAAAGUUCUCUGUGGACGACAUCAUUGCUGUUUCAACAGUCCAAUUCAACUCACGUCACUGACUCGGUCAGAUUGUCAGCUCUUGGAUGAGUCAAAAAGUAGAAAAGCCGUCGCUUUCAGGGCAACGUAUCAAAACUCGGAAGAGGGAUGAAAAGGAGAAGUACGAUACUAUUGGCUUCCGCGACGCUAUCCUGACUGGUUUUGAGAACAACAAGUGUGUUGCAUCGGAUCUUGACGGUGUGCAUAAGUAUCUCGAUUCGGCUGGGAACAAACUCGAUUACCGUAGAUACGCCGAAGUACUUUUCGACUUGAUUAUCGCUGGAGGAAUCCUCGCUCCUGGGGGCAGCGUUCUCAAGGAUGCACGCAGUGAUGGUCAGCCCGGCACAACGGAGAUUUGCGUGUUCUGCGCAAAAGACGAUCCUCAUCUGAAGGGGUUCGCGAACCUGUUUGUGAAACUCAUCCGCAGGUACAAAUACCUCGAACGGUCGCUGGAAGAUUCGUUCGGUAAAGUUCUCAUGUUCCUGAGAGGCAUCGAGCCAGAACAGCGUCAGAAACUUGCCACCGUGAGCGCACUACUGUUUUCUGUUGGAUUGAUUCCCCCGUCGGUUCUCACCAAACUGCUCCAGGAUCACAUCGUGAAAGAUGGACUCGCAUUUGCUUUCCUUAUGGACUGUCUCAAGAGGUGGGCCGAGGAGAAAGACGCCGCCACCAUUUGGAGCACCCUCAGACGUUGCCAGCUGGAGCAGAAGCUCCUCGACUUCAUGCCAAUCGCGAAGAGGAACGAGGCCAACCUAACCCUCGCGCUCAGCGAGAACGGUCUCCAGGCAUUGGUCGAUUUCCACAAGGCUCAUGCUUGCCAGUCGGUCAAGCGAGAGAUCCAGACGACGGUCUCGUACAUGAUCGAAGAGAACGUUUCCAGAGACAAAAUAAUUGAAGAGAUUACCCAGAAAAGCCAAACCUAUGGCCUCACCGACGCUGAUGUUGUUGUUCUCUUGUGGAACACUCUCAUGAACGUGAAGGAAUGGAACAAGAAAGAGGAGCUCGCUGCCGAGCAGAGUCUCAAAUACCUCCGUCAGGAAGCUGUGCUUCUCUCGGAGUUCGCGAAUAGUGCCAAGGCCGAAAUGGCCUUGAUGCGAGCAAUCCAGGAGUAUUGUUACGACAACAUCAAUUUCCUCAAGGUCUUCCAAAGGAUCGUGAUUCUCCUCUACAAGCAGGACGUCUUGUCGGAGGACACCAUCAACAAGUGGUACAAUGAUGGCCACACUCAGAAAGGCAAGGGCGUUUUCCUCGACCAGAUGAAAUCCUUCGUCGAAUGGCUCAAAACCGCCGAGGAGGAAUCUGAGGAAGACGAGGAUUAGACCGUGCUGCCUCGAGCCUGACUUCGAGCACAUCACCAAUUACUAUCUCGCUGGUUCCAACCUCUCCGAUCAUCAUCAACAUCAUUAUACGAUUCUCGAGGGGCGAGCCAGCCAGCGCAGGAGGGGAAACUUGAAGAAUGAAUUUGUAACUUGGCGACGCAUCCCGACACGGAGGGGGGAAAAGAAGGCCGACGAAGUCGCAGGCGAAAUUUUUCCCGAGGUUGAACGAUUCGACUGGGACGGACAGACAGACAAACACACUCACACAUUAGCGCGAGGAUCAAUAAUUGAAGAAGCGCCUGUUGUUGACUCGUGAAGGCACGGCGAAAACUGAAUUCGAAGGAGUUCACGUAGUCUUAUCAUAAGCAUGGGACGCUCGUGAGCUCCCCGCACAUGAGUCAGUCACCUCGUUCUCGAGGGAGGUGUCUCUUUCUUUUGGUGUCCUCGAAGAGAGGCGCUGAAAAUCCCAACCUCCUCCCUAUUAGCGGCCUAGUACCAACUAAUUAGUCGCUACUACUGAAUAACGUAGAGCGCGAGCUUUUCAAUUAUAUUUUUCUGGUCCCUCUACGACUCAUACGAGGUGAAGCCCCAGGGCGUGACUGAUGGUGGACAGGUCGAACUUCCGUCAGUCAAUCAGCGACUUACAAGCCAGCCAACUAUGCGACCGACCGGGCGGAAUACAGUUAGGCAGUCGAACCUGACGGACAGAUUUUCGAACGGACGGAUAGAAGAAUGGUUUUGUACCAUUGGAAUUCCUCUCCACCUUUAGGCAAGAAGAAACAAAUGAAUGGAUUCAAACCUGACUCUUCUAAAACUCCAUCUCGUUCGGUCCACGAAGCAACAAUAAGGAGUGCUUAUGUUUUUAUAAAUAUGUGGCAAUCGAA
This is a messenger RNA of Galendromus occidentalis (western predatory mite), 2264 nucleotides long. RefSeq names its product basic leucine zipper and W2 domain-containing protein kra (gene kra). The record is from RefSeq and is a predicted model, not a curated record. Lineage: Eukaryota; Metazoa; Arthropoda; Arachnida; Mesostigmata; Phytoseiidae. Gene Ontology annotation, cellular component: membrane; cytoplasm. Gene Ontology annotation, molecular function: protein binding. The transcript is spliced from 4 exons. The coding region runs from base 109 to 1380 and encodes 423 amino acids.